This is a messenger RNA of Artibeus jamaicensis (Jamaican fruit-eating bat), 2721 nucleotides long. It is a transcript of the gene NEURL1, whose product is annotated as neuralized E3 ubiquitin protein ligase 1. Bases 40 to 1764 code for a protein of 574 amino acids. Gene Ontology annotation, molecular function: ubiquitin protein ligase activity. The record is from RefSeq and is a predicted model, not a curated record. Lineage: Eukaryota; Metazoa; Chordata; Mammalia; Chiroptera; Phyllostomidae. Gene Ontology annotation, biological process: negative regulation of Notch signaling pathway; nervous system development. The transcript is spliced from 6 exons. Gene Ontology annotation, cellular component: plasma membrane; postsynaptic density.
UGGCCCCCGCGAGUGCCGAACCCCCAGGGGCCGGAUGCCAUGGGUAACAACUUCUCUAGUAUCCCCUCUCUGCCCCGAGGAAAUCCGAGCCGGCCGCCGCGGGGCCACCCCCAAAACCUCAAAGACUCUAUCGGAGGUCCCUUCCCUGUCACCUCUCACCGAUGCCACCACAAGCAGAAGCACGGCCCGCCGGUGCUGCCCGGUGGGGUGCUCCUGGCCACACCGCUGCUCUUCCACCCACACACCAAGGGCUCCCAGAUCCUCAUGGACCUCAGCCACAAGGCCGUCAAGAGGCAAGCCAGCUUCUGCAAUGCCAUCACUUUCAGUAACCGCCCGGUCCUCAUCUAUGAGCAAGUCAGGCUGAAGAUCACCAAGAAGCAGUGCUGCUGGAGCGGGGCGCUGCGCCUGGGCUUCACGAGCAAGGACCCCUCCCGCAUCCACCCCGACUCGCUGCCCAAGUACGCCUGCCCCGACCUGGUCUCCCAGAGUGGCUUCUGGGCCAAGGCACUGCCUGAGGAGUUCGCCAACGAGGGCAACAUCAUCGCCUUCUGGGUGGACAAGAAGGGCCGCGUGUUCUACCGCAUCAACGACUCGGCCGCCAUGCUUUUCUUCAGCGGGGUCCGCACGGCUGACCCGCUCUGGGCCCUGGUGGACGUCUACGGCCUCACGCGGGGCGUCCAGCUGCUUGACAGCGAGCUGGUGCUGCCCGACUGCCUGCGGCCGCGCUCCUUCACCGCCUUGCGGAGGCCGUCGCUGCGGCGCGAGGCAGACGACGCUCGCCUGUCCGUGAGCCUGUGCGACCUCAACGUGCCGGCGGGGGAAGGUGACGAGGCCACGCCGGCCCCUGGCUGCCCCAUCCCGCAGAACUCGCUCAACUCGCAGCACAGCCGCGCUCUCCCUGCGCAGCUCGACGGCGACCUACGCUUCCACGCGCUGCGCGCCGGCGCGCACGUCCGGAUUCUGGACGAGCAGACGGUGGCGCGCCUGGAGCACGGGCGCGACGAGCGAGCACUCGUCUUCACCAGCCGCCCGGUGCGCGUGGCCGAGACCAUCUUCAUCAAGGUCACGCGCUCGAGCGGUGCACGACCCGGCGCGCUCUCCUUUGGCGUCACCACGUGCGACCCCGGCACGCUGAGGCCUGCGGACCUGCCCUUCAGCCCUGAGGCCCUGGUGGACCGCAAGGAGUUCUGGGCCGUGUGCCGCGUGCCCGGGCCCCUGCACAGUGGCGACAUCCUGGGCCUGGUGGUCAACCCUGACGGCGAGCUGCACCUUAGCCACAACGGCGUUGCUGCGGGCAUGCAGCUGUGCGUGGACGCCUCGCAGCCGCUCUGGAUGCUCUUCGGUCUGCAUGGGGCCAUCACACAGAUCCGCCUCCUCGGCUCCACCAUCCUUGCCGAGCGGGGCAUCCCAUCGCUUCCGUGCUCCCCCGCCUCCACGCCAACCUCGCCCAGUGCCCUGGGCAGCCGCCUCUCCGACCCCUUGCUCAGCACCUGCAGCUCGGGACCCCUGGGGAGCUCUGCUGGCGGGACAGCCCCCAACUCACCGGUGAGCCUUCCCGAGUCACCAGUGACCCCGGGCACGGGCCAGUGGAGUGACGAGUGCACCAUCUGCUACGAGCACGCAGUGGACACGGUCAUCUACACGUGCGGCCAUAUGUGCGUCUGCUACGCCUGCGGUCUGCGCCUCAAGAAGGCUCUGCACGCCUGCUGCCCCAUCUGCCGCCGCCCCAUCAAGGACAUCAUCAAGACCUACCGAAGCUCCUAGCCCAGCGAGGUGCCCCCUCCACACGCCCACCUCCCCAGCUCCAGCCAAGGGGCACACCGACAGGGGCCCUUCUCUUCUUCCUUCUCCAUUAAACCUAAGGCUCCUGCAGGUUUGGGGAGCAAAGGGGUAUCAUACAGGGAGGUGGGGGCGGAAGCAGACUGUCUGGCGGAGGGGAGGGAAGGAGUCCACACUUUGUCUGCUCCCCUCUCUCUGCGCCCAGCUCUUCCCUUCAUGCUGAGGGGCUACACUGGGGUCUCGGUCUGUCCCAAUCCUUCCCGACAUGGGACCGACUUCUGGGAGGUCCCUCUAGCCCACGUGGCACCUUUAUGAGAAUUAGAAGGUGUGUCCCUCCCUCUGGGCAGAUGUGGCCCUGAGCCAGGGCACGUGCCUUGGCUAGUGGAGUAUGGACUGGACGUCAGCCUCCGUUCGCUCCCGCAGCCCACCACCUGCGUGCGGUGCUCAGCCCGCCCCGCAGCAGCCCUGGCGGGUGGGCCCUGAGCUGCGGCCUUACUCUCACCUACCCCACCCUCUCCCUCUUCCCUGCCCGGUGGCCCUGGCAGCCGCAGGGGAAAAAGGCCAGCGGCUCCCUCCCCCGGGCAGGUGGCGGCCCCCAGACCGUGCCCAUCUCUCACUCGCCCAGGGUGGGCAGUGUGCAGGCUGCAGGCGGCCGCAGGUCCCGAGUCCCCGGCCCUGUGCCCUGGCAGAGAUGCGGAGGCCCCGUCCUGGCUGUGGCCUUUCUGCCCCGAUCAUCUGGCCCCCCGGCGUGGGCUGGAGAGCAGGGUGUGUGGUCUGUCCGGGUCUCCAGGAACGGGUUUGCGUCUGCUCUCUGACCAGCGGACCUCCUGUGUCUCAGUGCUGGCCUGGGCCUGGCUGCUGCUCAGCUGCUGCCGCGUCCCCAGGAGGGGCCAGGGCGCGGGGCUGGCGGCAGGGAAGUUUCUCGGAGUAAGACCAGCCUUU